Protobothrops mucrosquamatus (brown spotted pit viper) is the source of this 1403-nucleotide messenger RNA. RefSeq names its product transmembrane protein 14C. The record is from RefSeq and is a predicted model, not a curated record. The coding region runs from base 263 to 586 and encodes 107 amino acids. NCBI's taxonomy places the organism in Eukaryota, Metazoa, Chordata, Lepidosauria, Squamata, Viperidae. Gene Ontology annotation, biological process: regulation of heme biosynthetic process. Gene Ontology annotation, cellular component: mitochondrial membrane. The transcript is spliced from 5 exons.
GAAACACUGUGCUGGAGGCUAUUCUUGUAAGAGAUGGACUGAAAACUCUGGGCAAUACGCUGUUCGGCCAUAGCUUUCGCAAAAGGAAGAAAAAAAAACCCAGCCCGCAACUCCGGGGGUUGUAAUGAUUGGCCCGUGUCACGUGUAUUGCUCUCCUGCAGUUGUUGAACUCCCGGGCUAGUUCGAUAGUAAAAGGAUCAUUUGACAGCAAGCUCGUUUUUCUUACUCUGCAGACCUCUGCAAUUGUUCCUGCAUCAGAGAGAUGGGAUUGGACUGGAUUGGCUUUGGUUAUGCAGCUUUAGUAGCUUCUGGUGGAAUAAUUGGCUAUGCAAAAGCAGGUAGUGUCCCAUCUUUAGCUGCUGGUCUUCUUUUUGGGGGGAUAGCUGGACUUGGAGCAUACCAACUGUCUCAAGACCCAAAGAACAUUUGGCUUUCUCUGAUUGCUUCCGGAACCUUAGCUGGCAUUAUGGGAAUGAGAUUCUACAACUCAGGGAAAAUCAUGCCUGCAGGAUUGAUUGCUGGGGCAAGUCUGAUGAUGGUUGGAAGACUUGGGAUGAAGAUGUAUGACAAACCACACAAUGGAUAACAGGGCGCUCUCUGUGGCCAAGAAGACAGAUCACACGUAUCAAAUAUGCCAUGCUAAGCAAAGCACAGCACAUAUCCUAAUUUUUAAGUGACUAAAUUAAAAGCAAAUGUGUUUGUGAAUAUAGACACUCUUUUGUAUACAAGCAUUUCUUUCUCCAUCCCAGUAGGAACUACUGACUAGUAUGGUAACUUCUUGGUAAUAUUCCUCAAAGUGGUAACAAUAGAAGUUGCUGGAAAAAGACAAAGAAGACUAAGAGAAAAAAUAGGGUCAGCCAUGGUGCUGGCGCUGUUUGCUAGUGUCACAUUAUAUCACCCAAAUCGGAGCAAAACCACCUGUGUAAACAUUUCCAGUAUAAAAGAAUCAGUGAACUUUUCCAUGCCUGUGGUGCUCCAGAUGCUUAGGUCUUUGCAGUUGCCUUAAGCCACCUUACAGUAUCCAGGUGUUGAUCUGAUGUAUGGGAAAUACAUCAUUUCCUCAUUCCCAACCAAGAUGGUCAAUUGCUGGAAAUGAAGGGUUUCCAGAUCUGUAUGCAGGGAGGAUAUCAGGAUGGAGGAAAAUAGACUGAAUUUUGAGGUCUUGGUCUGUCUAUGAAGAAACGGGGAUCAUCUUCCCCUUUUGUAAAAUGCUCCUAAAAUGAUGUUUUGUGAGUAAGUCUCUGUGGAACAUUGUACUAUUGUCUUCUUUCCGAACUGUUGUUUAUCACUGUUUACAAGAAGGGGUUGAAAUGCAAUCUUUAAUCAUGAAUCUGCUUGUCAAAACCACUGCAUUUGUUGUUAAUUGUGAUUUAUUCAUGAUAUUAAAACCUUCCCAAAUUUCA